Molecule: messenger RNA, 5205 nt
Organism: Protopterus annectens (West African lungfish)
Lineage: Eukaryota; Metazoa; Chordata; Ceratodontiformes; Protopteridae
Gene: TRPS1
Product: transcriptional repressor GATA binding 1
Exons: 5
Coding region: 13-3873 (1286 amino acids)
Biological process (GO): regulation of transcription by RNA polymerase II
Cellular component (GO): nucleus
Molecular function (GO): zinc ion binding; DNA-binding transcription factor activity; RNA polymerase II transcription regulatory region sequence-specific DNA binding
Source: RefSeq, a predicted model, not a curated record
CUUUUGGCAGAUAUGGUCCGGAAAAAGAAUCCCCCUCUGAGAAACGUUGCUAGUGAAAGUGGGACACAGACCCUGGAAUCUGCAGGCGCUACGAGUGAGGACUCUGAAAAGCAAAACGAACCUUCAUCUGAUCCCAUGCAGGAAAACACAGAGCAGAGUGAUGCAUCAGCUGACUUAGACAGUGAGGAUCAUUGCAUGUCUGCCUCAGAGACAGCAUUUAGCAUCAAAAAAGACUUGAAAGGUUUGAUGUUCAGUGAAAAGGCUGGCUUUGAUUAUGAAGGCCACAAGAAGGGAGGAAAUGUUGCAUCCUUCCCUCUUGAUGAAGUGACAGACAAGAUUAUGACAGCUGUCUCAUCUGCAGAUGAUGAGGAAGUAUGUGGAUCCUUGACAUCUGCUUCACGAUCUGAACCAGAUGGCACUGAGGAUGAGGUUUGCAUACAGUCUACAGCCCAGUCUGACAAAAGUGAGGAGCAUCAGUUAUCACCAAAGGCUGAAGAAGUGUUAGUACAAGUUUAUGAUGGUAAAGAGGACCACAGAAGCUCAAGUCCUUCACUCUCGGCUACAGAAACACCCCAAGUGCCUUCAGAUGUGGUAGAGGGACUUGACAGAUUAAAAGCAGAGUCUUACUUGACUGACAACCCUGAUGUGGCCCCCCUAUCUCCAGAACUGCAGGACUUCAAGUGCAACAUCUGUGGUUAUGGUUAUUACGGCAAUGAUCCCACAGAUCUGAUCAAACACUUCCGCAAAUACCACCUGGGAUUACAUAACCGCACCAGGCAGGAUGCAGAGCUCGAUACAAAGAUCUUAGCACUUCAUAACAUGAUGCAGUUUAGGUACUCUAAAGACUUGCAUAAAGUCAACCGUGGUGUUCUUUCAGGGGUACUUCACGAUCUUACUGCUCAGAGGCCCAUGAUGCUAAAUGGAACAUACGAUGUACAGGUUACAUUAGGGGGGACCUUCAUUGGGAUUGGAAGAAAGACACCAGAUUGCCAAGGUAACACAAAGUACUUCCGCUGCAAGUUCUGCAACUUUACGUACAUGGGCAACUCUUCAACAGACUUGGAGCAGCACUUUUUAUCAGCACAUCCAAACAAAAUGAAAGCCAUGCUUCCAAUCUCUGAAUCAGGGAGAGACUCUGGCAAACCUUUGGAAAAGAACUCCACUAAACUUAGCCCCUUGUCAAGAACCUCUGACCCUGCAGAUGUAGGAAAGUGGCAGGACAGAACUACCAUCACGGCAGCUGAUGAGACACCUGUUGGGUAUUCUGUGCCAAUCAAGCCCAUAGACGCCUCUAGGCAAAGUGGUACUGAUGUCACCAGUUACUACUGGUGUAAGUUUUGCAGCUUUAGUUGUGAAUCACCUAACACGCUUAGACUACUCGAACAUUAUACCAAACUGCAUAGGGGUAGUCAGGCAGGCCUUAAUCCAGAUUUGAAUGAUAAACUUCCUAGGGGAUCUGUCAUUAACCAGACAGAACUUUUCAAGAAAGUAGUUGAUGAAGUUCCAGUUAAAAUGGAGCAAAGCGCAAGCAAUACUAAAAUGAAAGACUACAUUAGCAAAACAGCAGAAGACAACAUGAUCACAAAUUACAACUGUCAGUUUUGUGACUUCAGGUACUCAAAGAGCCAUGGCCCUGAAUUUAUUGUAGUUGGACCUCUUCUGCACCACUAUCAACAGCUGCACAGUAUCCAUAAGUGCACCAUCAAACACUGUCAGUUCUGUCCCAGAGGUCUUUGUAACCCUGAGAAGCACCUUGGAGAAAUCACUUAUCCAUUUGCUUGUCGAAAGAGUAAUUGUUCCCACUGUGCGCUCUUGUUGUUGCACUUGUCUCCUGGGGCAGCGGGGAGUGCUAGAGUUAAACACCAAUGCGAUCAGUGUUCGUAUGCGACUCCUGACAUUGACGAGCUGCUGCUUCAUUAUGAGAGUAUGCACACUUCUCAUACACCUGACGUUAAACCAGAGCUGAACCACCAACAAGAAGCAGAAGAAGAGCUGACAGCUAAAGAAAGCAAGGAUCACUCCUGUACUAAAUGCAGUUUUGUUACGCAGGUAGAAGAGGAGAUUUUCCGUCACUACAGGAGAGUGCACAACUGUUAUAAGUGUCGGCAGUGUUCUCACACAGCAGGCGAUACUCAGUCCUUACUAGAACACUUCAACACGGUACACUGUCAAGAUAUGGACUCUGCUACAGUCAAUGGAGGGGAUCCUCACAGCAUGGUUGUCAUCAAAGAAGAAUCUAAGUCUGAUUUAAAAUUAUACAGCUUAGUUAAUUCAGAUCAAAGAACUGCUGAAACUGAUAACCCAGUUAAAAGAGAAAAAGCGGAUGAUAAGGAAUUACUUAGGGAGAAAGGCUGGAAUGAUACCUUAGGUGAUGAGCUGCGGAUGAUCCCAUGGAUUCACAAGGACAGAGGAGUGGACAUUCUGAGAGGCAGUCCAUCUUAUGCACAGCCAGGUUUAGGACUUCUGACUACGGUACCUGUCACUCCAAAACAGCAGAAACCUCUAAGGGAUAGUCCAAGUGUAGAAGCUGCCCACCUUGUACGACCUGUUUAUAGCUUGUCUUCGGAGACCAAAGGAUACUUACAAGCUGAUGGUGGAAGUGGAGGAGAAAAGCUUGGACCAUCAACCCCGCAAUAUUCGUCAUCUACUGAGAGCAAAUCAAAGGAGGAGACCCAGUCGCUGCUACGGAGACGCAGAGGAUCAGGAGUUUUUUGUGCCAACUGCCUAACCACAAAGACCUCUCUCUGGCGAAAGAAUGCGAAUGGUGGAUAUGUAUGCAAUGCGUGUGGCCUCUACCAGAAGCUCCACUCGACACCAAGGCCUUUGAACAUCAUUAAACAAAACAAUGGUGAGCAGAUUAUAAGAAGACGCACACGAAAGCGCCUUAACCCUGAGUCGCUUCAUUCUGAGCAGCUGAGUAAGCACCAGAGGGGUAGCAGUGAGGAACGAAUGAACGGAAGCCCCCUAGAGAGACGGCAGGAAGAACACUGCAUCGAGGUUAACCAGCGAGAGCUACAGCAGCCAAACCUAAGCAAAUAUGAAGCUGCAAAUUCUCUGACAAAAAGUCUUUCUUCUCAUCAGCCUGUAUUAGUUUCCCAAACUCUGGAUAUUCACAAAAGGAUGCAGCCUUUGCACAUUCAAAUAAAAAGUCCUCAGGAAAGCAGUGGAGACCCAGGGAACUCUUCAUCAGUAUCAGAUGGAAAAGCCAGCUCGGAAAGGGGUAGUCCAAUAGAAAAAUAUAUGAGACCAGCAAAGCAUUCAAAUUACUCACCUCCUGGUAGUCCUAUAGAAAAGUACCAGUACCCUCUGUUUGGACUACCAUUGGUACAGAAUGACUUACAGAGUGAAGCCGAUUGGCUGAGGUUCUGGAGUAAGUAUAAGCUAUCUGUUCCUGGGAAUUCACCCUACAUGAGCCAUGUUACAGGCCUGCCAAAUCCUUGUCAAAACUUUGUGCCUUAUCCUGCCUUUAACCUGCCUCCCCAUUUUUCAUCUGUUGGAUCAGAUAAUGACAUUCCUUUAGAUUUGGCGAUAAAGCAUUCCAGACCUGCACCCACUGCAAAUGGUACCUCCAAGGAAAAAGGUGCAACAUCAGCAAACAUAAAGGAUGAAGGGCAGGUGAAUGUAGUAAAAAUUGAGAAGGCAGACAGAAGUACUCAAGAUGAACUUUCAACAAAGUGUGUUCAUUGUGGAAUUGUUUUUCUGGAUGAUGUAAUGUACGCUUUGCAUAUGAGUUGCCAUGGUGACAGUGGACCUUUCCAGUGCAGCAUAUGCCAGCACUUGUGUACGGACAAAUAUGAUUUCACGACUCAUAUCCAGAGAGGCUUACAUAGGAACAUUGCACAAGGUGAAAAGAACGGGAAGCCUAAAGAAUGACUUUUAGCACUUAGCACAAUUUAGAUAGAAUUGGGUUUUCUUGACAGAAAUGUCAGUGGCUUGUAAUGUCUUAUGAAUUUUCUGAAUACUUUACUACAUUGUUGUACUUCAUCAUGCCUUAUAUCACAGAAAAAAUAUUUUUAUUUCAUUCAUAAAGAAAACCAAAAAGAGAGUUUCAACCAAUUAAUCUGCAGCUCUCCUGGACAGAUAAUGUUUGUUUAUCAGUGGGUUCAUGCAAAGUUGGUUAGUAGAGAGAGUGGAUAAUUUAUUAAGCAAUUAGUUAUAAUGUUCCAAAAAUAAAACCUGCUUCAGUCUUAAGAAAGCAAAAAAAAAUAGAGUUUUAGGGCCUCCAUCUGGGUCUCUUAUGUGAGACCCAAGUGUGGGUGUGUUUAUUUCAGUAACAUUGGUUAUAAGUUUGAAUAAGUCAGUCAUAUGCUAACCAUGCUUCAAGCACCAUUUUUUAGUUUGAAAGCUGUGUAGUAUUUACAAUAGGGUAUUAACGUUAUUGUUAAUCAGAGGCUGGUAUUCUGAUAAUAAUCUCCAGACUGCAUAUAUUGCUAGAAUGUCUUUCAUACCCAUUUAAAACUGUGGCACAUUUACAAGUACAUUGUUCUGGCAGGCUCCAUAUUCACACCUACUGGUGCUGUUGCUUGAAAUAGUCACUACCUUACUUUUACAGUGUUGAGCACUGCAGUAAGUUGUUAAACAACAAGCAUGCCCCAGCAACCCUAGUUGUGCAGAAUUUGUUAGGGUAUCUUAUGUACUUAUGAUGAAGCUAUAAAUACAUUUAUGGGGAUUUUAAGUAUGUUGAAACUCCAUGGUCUCCCCCAGGCAACUGUUUAAAUAUAGUGCUUUUGAAGGACGGCAGGUAAGAACCAUUUUUUGUGAUGCCACGACUGGCUGGUAUUGUCUAAAACUGUAACAGAAGAGUAUGCCACAUAGGUAGUGUAACAUUAGCUGAUUGUGGUACUAUUGGGUUGUUCCUCUGGUAAAUAUAAAGCAUGAGAAAGGGAAAAAAAGGUACCAUUAUGGUAUCUGUAGCAGUUGCAGUUUUGUUCAGCAGAAUGGAGCACAGUCUCAUUGUGGUUCUGUUUUCCCUGUACACACUGUUGCAAGUCUUCUUUUACUGUCUUUGUCUUUUCGUAUAGAAACUUUUGGAUCCCCACAAGCUACAUACAGCUGCUACCUCCAUUAAGAUGGGAAUACACAGAUGCCACUGGUUAGAAUAUCCACAGGAUUUAAUUGAAUUCUGCAUGUCUUGAUGCGGAUUAUGUAAAGGAACAGGAUUCACUAGGAAAUUCAUGUGUGUGUGUGUGUGUGUGUGUGUGUGUG